This is a messenger RNA of Caretta caretta (loggerhead turtle), 987 nucleotides long. NCBI's taxonomy places the organism in Eukaryota, Metazoa, Chordata, Testudines, Cheloniidae. The record is from RefSeq and is a predicted model, not a curated record.
AUGGAGGUGGGUGGCGGGGGGCAGCGCGCCGGCCCCCCCCCGCCAGGACCCCUGCGCCCCCCUGCGGCUGGCCGCGGCGGCCGCCUGGCAAGUGGUGCGGGCGCGGCAGGUGAUCAUGGGGAUGCUGCAGGAGGAGCAGCCGGACGGGAAGAUCUACCAGGCCGUGGACACCUACUUCCCCGAGGGCGAGCACCAGCGCCACCCACUGGCCACCCCCCGGGACCUACGCCUGGUGGGAGAAGCCCAGGAGACCUUCCGGGAGCUGGUGCUGGGGCUGCUGAGCGACCGGCAGCGUCGGGAGACCUACGUGGAGGAACAGCUGGAGGCCGAAUACGGGGAGCCCUUCCUGGGGGGGCUGGAGGGGCUGCUCUACGAGUAUCUGGUGCGCCUGGAGAGCUCCCUGUCCCCGCCCCAGCUCCAGCAGCUGCAGGAGGUUGCCUGGAGCGAGUGCCCCCUGGCUGGGUCCCCCCAGCGUCCCCCACAGCUCGGCGUCCUGGCCCAGUACCUCACCGACAUGGGCCACCACCAGCCCACGGGCGUGGUGACCAGCACGCCCUCCCUGCCCCAGCCGGGGGCGGAGCAGCCACUGCCCAGGACGCCGGGGUCCCACCAGAGGCAGAGCCAAGAGGGGGCGGCGCCCACGCAGGAAGAGCUGCCCCCCGACCUUGGCCUGCACUGCCAGCCGCCCGGAGAGCAGGACCUGGACACAAGCAGGGACAUCGUGUGGGAGUCGGAAGAGGAGGAGAGCUGCUGCCCCCGCAGGAAGGCCAGCUACCAGCGCACGCGGCACAACACCCUGAUCCCCACUUUCUCCGACCACCUGGACCCCCAGCAGGUGCCCUGGCUGCUGCGCUCCCGGGACCCUGCCCCCUCUAGGGGGGGCAGCUCCCCCACCCCACGGCACAGAUGCGUCAGCCUCCGGAGGGUGCCCCACAAAGCCUCUUAUUGGUGACACCAAAUAAAUAUGGCACAUGAUUCAGCCCGGUC